AUGGCAGAACCUCUCUCGGUUGCCGGUAGCAUUGCUGGGCUUGUUGCGAUAGCAGGCACUGUAUACACUCGAACAUACCGUUAUAUCAAAACUGUCAAGAAUUCCGAAAAGGAGAUAGCCCAGCUGGCAUCCGAGAUAAUAUAUUUGUGUGGGCUGUUGCACAGACUUUCCUUGUAUACAGAUGUACUUCAAGGAGAUACGACAUCAGAAACCAAUUUUCGACUUCAUCAUAUCAAUGCCUGCAGGGAAAUCCUGGCGAAACUCGAAAAGAAACUCGAAACUACCGAUCCAGCGGCCCCGGGUCACAGCCGGGAAGAAAGGCUGAUAAAAAGACUCAAAUGGCCGUUUUCUAUGGCCGAAACAAGAGAUUUGAUUGUCGAGGUCGAACGACACAAAUCAACGUUCAAUAUUGCAUUGUCUGCCAAUAAUUUAUCCGCGGUAUUCCAAGCUUCAUCGCGUCAGAACAAAAUAGCUGAAGAUCUUAGUAAAUUGAAAACUCAGCUGAAGUCAAGAUGGGCCACGGAAACACAUAUAUCCCUCCGGAAAGAGCGAAAAGAAAUCCUGGAAUACUUUGGCAAGGUUGAAUCAACUCUGAAUCAUCAGGCAAACUUAAAACUCCGCCAUCCCUUGACAGGUUUGUGGGUAACUGAGGGAGAAAUAUUUCGGAGUUGGCUUCGAAUUCGCAACUCAAAAUUAUGGCUCUCAGGGGUUGCAGGUGGUGGGAAAACCGUUCUUGCGGCCUCGUUGAUUGAAGAGACUAUGGAUGAUAGCAGCUGUAAUCAAGCUGUCGCCUACUUCUAUUGCGACUACAGAGACCUAGAAAAGCAAACACCUAUAAACAUCUUGGCUCUUUAG
Messenger RNA from Hymenoscyphus albidus, 855 nucleotides. Lineage: Eukaryota; Fungi; Ascomycota; Leotiomycetes; Helotiales; Helotiaceae. The record is from the annotation of a GenBank genome assembly.